CACCAAGUGGCAACGGAUUGUUGUCGAGGGUGCAGUCUCCGAGGGCGGCAGCGGAUUGGAGCAGUCGACGGAGUCAGCAGCGCCGUGACCCUAAGUGACGUCACGGUGAUCAACUUGGCGGGAAGAUUCAACUGAGGUUCAAGUACUAGUGAAAUAAAAGUGUAAGAAGAUUUUAAACUGUGAGUACAUUUAUGUUUUAUCUGUGCAAAGUGUCAUUAUUUGGAAAGUAGAACUGUCAAGUGUCAAAUUUGGACUUAGUAAAAAUCAUAAGACUGAAGUAGAAAUUUUCAAAGUGUUUAGGACUUAGAAUAAUUUAAGGAAAAGUGAACCUACGGGGAACCUAUGCCCGAUUUCAUAUCGAGGUACAUCAGCCAAACACUUAGAAAAUUUGAGAGCAAAAAACACUUGUGAUUUUUUCAAGAUUUGCUAUACUGGGGACUUAGCAGAUUUACGAGCAACUAAAUUGGGACUUUGAAAAUUCGUGAUUAGUUUUGUUGGGACUUGUGAUUUUUCAAGAUGAGUAAUAAGUUGGAAGCCAGUAUUAACUUACAACUGGAUCAAAGUGUUCGCAUUAAUAAGGCAUUCAAUAACUACAAAAAGUCACCGAAGGAGCGGAUUACCAUCUCAUACGUAGAAACUAGACUCGAAAACUUAGAGCAACUAUGGGAACAGUUUUCACGUAUGCAUAUGCAGAUACUGAUGUUGCCAGAGCAAGAUGUGCUACAAGACACUGCAUACAUGAAGGACGAUGUGUAUGAUGCGACCAACGAGUUAUACAUGGAUUACAAAUGCGGACUUAAGAACGCUAUGAGCAAGUUAACGGCAACACCCAGCAAUACUAGUCCCAUGUUGUCAACUACUGCAUCAACGUCAAAAUCGAGUCAUGUGAAGCUCCCUAAGAUCACGAUUCCUACUUUUUCGGGAAAGUAUGAGGAGUGGAUGGGAUUCCGGGAUUUGUUCAUUUCACUCAUCCACAAAAAUCAGGACAUCGAUGACAUCCAGAAACUUCACUACCUCAAGGCGCAUUUGACAGGCGAAGCGGAGCAGCUUCUUAGACACAUACCCAUUACUAGUGAAAGUUAUGACCAGUGUUGGACCCAGUUAGAGAGUCGCUAUAAUAACAAGCAAUAUUUAGCGAAUUGCAUUUUAAAGAGGUUUUUUGGACAAAAGACUCUUCUGACUGAGUCUGCCACUGACAUUAAGCAUAUGUUAGAUUGUACCACAGAAACGUUGAACGCAUUGUCUAGUCUCAAAAUUGAUACAAGCACUUGGGAUAUUAUUAUCAUUUACAUUGUCAGUCAUAAAUUGGAUCCAGAAAGUCGGAAAAACUGGGAAUGUAAAGUAAGCGAAUCUGUAUCUCUGUCUGAACAGUUACCGACACUGGAACAAUUUAAGGACUUUUUGCAAACGCGAUACCAUUCUUUGGAAUUUUUGGAGCCAAAAUCGGGAUUUGCCCCAAAACCGGGAUUUGCCCCAAAACCUAAAUAUGUGAAUAACAAUUACAAGGGUUUCAGUCAGGUCAAGGGCAAUCAAGUGCAAAAGGUUAAUAAUUUGCUUGUCACUAACAAUGUCUCAUGUAAUUAUUGUAAAGGUGACCACCGUAUAAUACAUUGCAAAGAUUUCAAUGCUUUAGAUGUCGAUGUUAAGCGUAAUUUUGUUCAAACCAACGGGAUGUGUUUCAACUGUUUGGGUAAUAAUCACUCUGCCAGAUACUGCAAACUGACAACUAACUGUCAAAUUUGUAACAGGCGACAUCACUCGCUGUUACAUCAAAAGGGAGAUACGAAAGCUAAUGAAGGUAAGGAGCCAUCAGCUGGUCAAGCUGUGGCACAAGUUCAUACACAACAAGUCACAAAGCCAAUGGGAGAACCCACACCGGGAACCAGUGUUUCAAAUCACUUCGUGAAUGAAGUCUCACAGCAAGGGUUACUGGCUACCGCGGUGGUAAAAGCAAAAACAUGGGAACAAGAAGAAUAUCAUCUAUUAAGAGCACUAAUAGAUCCGGGCUCAGAAGUCUCAUUUAUCACCUCAGCUGCAGUUCAGUUACUCGGGUUAAAACAAACUCCAGCUAAGGUUUCAGUGUCAGGAUUAAGGGGAGAGCUGAUUACAGAGCUGAAGUCUACGGUUCAAGUUACAAUCGCAUCACGCUCUAACACUAGCAACGCUAUUGAGGUCACAGCAUACGUAGUUGACAAAGUUACUUCGAACCAACCAUCUGCGAAAGUGUCUAUUACCUCAUGGCCUGAGUUACAAAGUGUCGAGCUCGCAGAUCCUGACUAUCACACUCCAAAUAAAAUAGAUAUGUUGUUGGGAGCAAAGGUCUAUGCUCGGAUCAUUCAACCAGGUUUAUUCAAAUCUCCCCAGGAGACUACGGUGGCACAAAAGACGUCUCUGGGAUGGAUUUUAAGUGGUGAAGCAGGUUUACAGGCCAACAUCUCCUGCAAGCUGGUUAGCAUGCACAUUCAGGUGGAACAGUUGCUGAGGUCCUUUUGGGAACUUGAAUCAGAACCUAGCAACAAAGAACGGAUUUUAACACCUGAAGAACAAAGAUGUGAGGAGAUAUAUGAGGCAACUACUACACGGGAUGAGAACGGCCGAUACGUUGUUAGAUUACCGUUCAGGGAUGAGCAACCAGCCUGUGUAGAUGGUGGGUCCAGAGAGAUAGCAUUGCGAAGAUUUCAUUCUCUGGAAAGGAAGCUUCAAACCGAUGAGCGCCUGCAAACAGAAUACACAAAAGUGUUCCAUGAAUAUCGGGAUUUAAAUCACAUGGAACCUUUAUCAGAGCAAGAAUCUAAGGAAAAGGGACUGUACUUACCUUUCCAUGCUGUUGUGCGUGAGGAACGGGAAACUACUAAGGUUCGUAUAGUUUUUGACGCUUCUUGCAAGGGCACGAAUGGGGUGUCCUUAAACAGUGACCUUAUGGUGGGUCCUACCUUGCAGUCAGAGUUGAGGCACAUAAUCAUGCGUUGGCGAAUGCAUCCAGUUGUCUUCAUUGCCGACAUCGUCAAGAUGUACCGGCAAAUACUAGUCGAUGAAAGAGACACAAAGUACCAACGCAUCCUGUGGAGGGAGAAUAAUACCCAAAAAGUCAAAGAAUACAAGUUAAACAGAGUUACUUUUGGGGUCUCAUCAGCACCUUACCUUGCUGUCAAAAGUCUGAUUCAAGUCGCCUUGGAUGAAGGUGCAGAUUUCCCUCUUGCAGCUAGUCGGGUACGUGAGGAUUUCUAUAUGGACGACCUGAUGUCAGGUUGUCAAAGCGAGCAAGAGGCAAUAGAGAUCUACCACCAGAUGAAGACGCUAUUAAACAAAGGAGGCUUUGAAUUUCAAAAAUGGUCAAGCAAUAGUAAAGCUAUGUUAGAAGAAAUUCGAGAAAGCACAGCAGGGAAAGAAGAGCAUAAGAAAAUAGAGAUGAAGCAAGAAGCGGCAUCGAGUGGGAUCAAGAGCUACCGUCUCCGUUGCUUGAAGAAUGGUUGUGCUAUAGGGAAGAAUUGUCACAGCUCACCAGAUUCAGACUUCCUCGCUGGACAAAUCACCAAUCUAAUGUCAGGUUGGUUGAACUGCAUGGUUUUAGUGACGCGUCAAAUGCUGCAUAUGCCGCGGUGGUGUAUUUACGCGUUAUUGACGCAGAAGGGUCAAUACACGUCAGUCUGGUGA
This is a messenger RNA of Cydia splendana, 3654 nucleotides long. RefSeq lists its product as uncharacterized. NCBI's taxonomy places the organism in Eukaryota, Metazoa, Arthropoda, Insecta, Lepidoptera, Tortricidae. The record is from RefSeq and is a predicted model, not a curated record. The coding region runs from base 517 to 3654 and encodes 1045 amino acids. The transcript has 2 exons.